This is a messenger RNA of Fibroporia radiculosa, 693 nucleotides long. RefSeq lists its product as uncharacterized. Bases 1 to 693 code for a protein of 230 amino acids. Lineage: Eukaryota; Fungi; Basidiomycota; Agaricomycetes; Polyporales; Fibroporiaceae. The transcript is spliced from 4 exons. The record is from RefSeq and is a predicted model, not a curated record.
AUGAGCCGUCUCGCCUCUUUUAAAGGCCCAUCGACGCCUAGCGCUUCCCCUGUGCGGAUAAAGUCUCCAAGUGCCCCAUCUUCGCCCUCCAGACUCACCGAGUCUACUUAUCAUCGCAAAAUCCGGACGCUAUUGCAAGAGCUGCGCGCAGUCACGGAGACAUGGGAAGACAUCGUUCUUAUGGAUGGCUUGAAAGCAGCCAAAGGCCUAGUGGACACCAGAACUGACUUGGAUAACGCGCUCCACGCCUUCUCAAAAACACAACCAACGUAUCGUUUGGUAGGGCCGAAGAUCGCUUUGAUGGAGCAAUACAUAUCUGAUUUGGAUGCUGUCGAAACGAAGCUCAAGAAGCAAUUUAUGAAGAUGAAUCACAUCAUCGAGAACAUGGAAUCUGUUCUAUGUGAAGCGCACAAAGUUAAAGGCUGGAGAUGGGUACAGGAACCCUUGUGGGUAACCUGGUCAUUGGAGAAAUUCGUCAUUUCCAUCCCAAAUAUACUUAUACCCUACCAUCGCUCAUUAACCAUGCAUGCAGAAAUCAUGCAAUCUCUACGAGCUCACAACGUGAGUUUCGACGUCUCACGCGAGGCGAUAGCAAAAUGGGCGGCGCAGCCAUUCCUUGAAGACGGCGGCUGGGAAGCUCGCUGGGAAGACCUAUGCGCAGUGGAGAUCGACCGCUGGAACGGUCAAAAAUAG